Molecule: messenger RNA, 1320 nt
Organism: Penicillium verhagenii
Lineage: Eukaryota; Fungi; Ascomycota; Eurotiomycetes; Eurotiales; Aspergillaceae
Product: FAD-dependent oxidoreductase
Exons: 2
Coding region: 1-1320 (439 amino acids)
Molecular function (GO): monooxygenase activity; FAD binding
Source: RefSeq, a predicted model, not a curated record
AUGUAUGACCUCGAGAAGGUAAUCAUCAUUGGAGGAGGCCCCACCGGCCUCGCUGCUGCCAUUCGCUUGGCUCAGAGCAACAAGCUGAGUCCGGUCAUCUAUGAGCUCCGCAAUCCAAAGACUGCAGGACUCGGGGGCUCUAUAGGCAUCCCUGCAAAUGGUGUACGCGUCCUUCACCGUCUUGGUCUCUGGGACACCAUCCGUCCACGCAGCGUCGAUAUCAUCAAUACCGUCCUACAUUCCACUUCGGGCAGUGUUUUGAGCGAAGUCGAUAUUGCCACGGAGGCCAAGCAAAAGACAGGAUUCGGGUAUCUCCGCAUAAACCGAGUGGAUCUGGUUGAGUGUUUACGGGACGGUACGGAAAAAUACCAGAUCCCGAUCCACUACGAUAAACAGAUCACAUCGAUCGACGAUAAGGGAGACUCUGUCACUGUAACCUUCUCCGAUGGCACUAGUGACACGGGGUCUCUUCUGCUGGGUUGUGAUGGGAUCCACUCUGCAGUACGCAAGUUGCAUAUUGAUGCGGAGAUCGCACCCGUGUAUUCGGGAAUUUCCGCGAUCUCAUCCAUAGUGGACGAUUUGAAGGAUCGAGAUCCCAAAGACGCGGUCUGCUUGCAUUCAACACUCACCCCACAUGGAAUGUUGGCGACUGCACCCUGUGCUGCAAACCAGAUUUUCUGGUUUUUCAGCAAGGAGGUGCCGCUGCCAGCGGGGUCGACGUCGGCCGAUGUCCGUGAUGGCUGGCUACUUCACCGCCAAAAGGAACUGGCGGAAUGCCGAACUUCACUAGCCACCGUGCUGGACUGCGUGCAGGGCCAAUGGGGCCAGUACCUGAAGCAGCUUGUGGACAAUAGUCAAGAUAUCCAUUUCUACCCGCAUUAUCGCCUGCCCCUUGGUGGUCGUUGGUUUGUUCCCGCAGAUACCCCGCAGGGAUCGCCCCGUGUCUUAUUAAUGGGUGACGCCGCACAUGCAGUACAACCUCAUGCCGGACAAGGUGUCGCCCUCGCUUUCGAAGAUGUGCUCCUAUUGUCUGGAUUGUUAGCCCAAUAUCAGGCUGGAGAUCAUAAUAACCUGCAGGAAGUGUUUGACCUGUACGAUCAGCUUCGUCGGCCGCGCAUACAGCGCAUCAAUGAGGUUGCAUUGCGCAAUGGUAAGAUGCGCCGAAAUCAGUCACCGUGGACAGUCUGGUGCAAGGAAUGGUACAUGUGGACUAUGUUACGUGUCAAUCGGUUCUGGGGCAUGUCUAUGUCCGGUGUAUUGAAUGGAGAUGUCCUGUACGAUGUGGAGACAGAACUAAAGCAGGCAGACCAGGAGGGUUGA